Molecule: messenger RNA, 8555 nt
Organism: Dromiciops gliroides (monito del monte)
Lineage: Eukaryota; Metazoa; Chordata; Mammalia; Microbiotheria; Microbiotheriidae
Gene: PTPRO
Product: protein tyrosine phosphatase receptor type O
Exons: 27
Coding region: 451-4101 (1216 amino acids)
Biological process (GO): axon guidance; regulation of glomerular filtration; peptidyl-tyrosine dephosphorylation involved in inactivation of protein kinase activity
Cellular component (GO): plasma membrane; glutamatergic synapse; GABA-ergic synapse
Molecular function (GO): protein tyrosine phosphatase activity; cadherin binding; Wnt-protein binding
Source: RefSeq, a predicted model, not a curated record
GAGAGAGAUGGUAGGCUUCUUAUCAUGUUAAGCCUUCAGAGUAAGAGGCUGCUUGUUAGCUGAGGAUGCUUAGAGAGCGGUAGGGUGUGCUGGGACUCCCAGCUUAUCACCACGCGGACCCUGCGGCUCCAAGAACAGCCGGGUUGGCAGCAAAGCCUCGCCCAUCCCCAAGCCCCAUCCCUUCAUCCUUAGCUAGCCAUCAAAGAGCAGGACUGCUUGACACAUCCUUGGAGAAUCCCAGUUGAAGGAAAGGAAGGAGAGGAGUUGUCGGAAAGAGAGAAAAGGGAGGAUGCGCCCCCCGGGAGUGGCGACGGUGCCGGCCAUCUGAUCCCUCGGCACCAAUACGCCAUUGUGAGCUGAAGGAACCAGCCGGAGAAGCCGAGCGGGGGCCGCCGGCCGCCUCUGCCCAGACCGCGGCUCCCUCCCUCCGUCCGACCCGUCAGAGCUGCUAUGGGAAGCCGGCCCACGAGGGCGAGCGGCAGCCUCAUGAUCCUGCCCCUGCUCUGGCUCUUUGUGCUCCUCAAGAAUGCUACACCUUUCCAUGUUACUGUCCAAGAUGAUAACAGCAUUGUUGUCUCCCUGGAAGCUUCAGAUGUCGUGAGUUCAUCAUCUGUAUAUGUUGUGAAGAUAACUGGUGAAUCUAAGAAUUAUUUCUUCCAGUUUGAGGAAUUUAACAACACACUGCCUGCCCCUGUGGUCUUCAAUGCCAGUUAUCAUGGUCUUUAUUAUAUAAUCACUUUGGUGGUGGUGAAUGCAAAUGUUGUCAUCAAACCAGCCAGAUCAAUCACUGUGUUAACAAAGCCUCUUCCUGUCACCAGCGUUUCUAUUUAUGAUUAUAAACCUUCUCCUGAAACAGGAGUCCUAUUUGAAAUUCAUUAUCCAGAAAAGUACAAUGUUUUUACAAGAGUAAACAUAAGUUAUUGGGAAGGAAAAGACUUCCGGACAAUGUUAUACAAAGAUUUUUUUAAAGGUAAAACAGUUUUUAAUCAUUGGCUACCUGGGAUAUGUUAUAGUAAUAUUACCUUUCAGCUAGUAUCUGAGGCGACAUUCAACAAAAGCACCCUGGUGGAAUACAGUGGUAUAAGUCAUGAACCCAAACAGCACAGAACAGCUCCUUUCCCACCUCAAAAUAUUUCAGUCCGAAUUGUAAACCUGAACAAGAAUAAUUGGGAAGAAGAGAGUGGAAGUUUCCCAGAAGAAUCAUUCCUGCGGACACAAGAUCUCAUAGAGAAAGAGAAAGUGCUUCAUUUUACGGAUGAUCCUCCUGAAAUUUCCUCAGCCAACACUUCUUCUGGGUGGCCAGAUUUUAACAGUAGUGAUGAAGAAACAACACUCCAGCCAUAUUGGUGGGAUAGUGAAACUGUAACACCAGAAAAUGAAGAUGAAUUUGUCAGUGUACUUCCCAGGGAAGAUAAAAACAAUACAGUUAGUCUGAUUGAGAAAUCAACAUCAGCACCUUUAUCUUUUUUCCCUGUGCAAAUGAUAUUGAACUGGUUGCCCCCCAAACCACCUACUGCCUUUGAUGGGUUCCAUAUUCGCAUAGAGAGAGAAGAAAACUCUACUGAAUUUUUGACAGUGGAUGAGGAAGCACACGAAUUUGUCACUGAACUGAAUGAGCCUGGGAAAUAUAAAUUAUCCGUGACAACGUUUAGUUCCUCUGGGUCUUGUGAAACACGGGGAAGCCAAUCAGCCAAAUCAAUUAGUUUUUACAUCAGUCCUAUGGGAGAAUGGAUUGAAGAAUUAACAGAGAAGCCUCAGCAUGUCCGUGUGAAUGUUGUAAGCUCAACCACUGCCUUAAUGUCCUGGACAUCUUCUCAAGAGAGUGACAACAAUAACACGAUUGUGUCUGUUGUGUCUCUAACGUGCCAGAAACAAAAAGAAAGUCAAAGACUUGAAAAACAUUAUUGUACUCAGGUUAACUCAAGCAAAAGCAUCAUUGAAAAUCUGGUUCCUGGUGCCCAAUACCAGGUUGUGAUUUACCUAAGAAAAGGCCCUUUGAUUGGACCACCUUCGGAUCCUGUUACAUUUGCCAUUGUUCCCACUGGAAUCAAGGAUUUAAUGCUCUACCCUUUGGGUCCGACUGCUGUUGUUCUGAGCUGGACCAGGCCCUACUUAGGGGCGUUCAGGAAGUAUGUGGUAGAAAUGUUUUAUUUCAAUCCUGCAACAAUGAUAUCAGAGUGGACAACCUACUAUGAAAUAGCCGCAACUGUCUCCUUAACUGCUUCUGUGAGAAUAGCCAAUCUGUUACCAGCAUGGUACUACAACUUUCGGGUUACCAUGGUGACAUGGGGAGAGCCAGAAUUGAGCUGUUGUGACAGUUCUACUAUAAGCUUCAUAACAGCCCCAGUGGCUCCAGAAAUCACUUCUGUUGAAUAUUUCAACAACUUGUUAUAUAUAAGUUGGAUGUAUGGGGAUGACACAACUAACCUCUCCCAUUCCAGAAUGCUGCAUUGGAUGGUUGUUGCUGAAGGAAAGAAAAAGAUAAAAAAGAGUGUAACCCGCAAUGUAAUGACUGCAGUGCUAAACCUACCUCCAGGUGAUAUCUACAAUCUCUCAGUAACUGCUUGCACUGAAAGAGGAAGCAACACUUCUCUGCCCCAUCUUGUAAAGCUGGAACCGGCUCCUCCCAAAUCACUUUUUGCAGUGAAUAAGACUCAGACUUCAGUGACUCUGCUAUGGGUAGAAGAGGGAGUUGUUGAUUUCUACAAAGUCUUCUGUCAACAGGUUGGCUCUAACCAGGAAAUAAAGCUCCAGGAGCCAGUUUCGGUUUCUUCCCACGUUGUGACAAUCUCCAGCCUCCUGCCUGCCACUGCCUAUAACUGUAGCGUAACCAGCUUCAGCCACAAUAGUCCCAGUGCGCCUACAUUCAUAGCCAUCUCUACAAUGGUUACUGAGAUGAAUCCUAAUGUGGUGGUAAUCUCAGUGCUGGCAAUCCUGAGCACGCUGCUGAUUGGGCUGCUUCUUGUUACACUCAUCAUUCUAAGGAAAAAGCAUCUGCAGAUGGCCAGAGAGUGUGGGGCUGGAACGUUUGUCAAUUUUGCUUCUUUAGAAAGAGAUGGAAAGCUUCCCUACAACUGGCGUAGGAGUAUAUUUGCUUUCCUAACUCUGCUACCCUCAUGUCUUUGGACUGAUUAUCUUUUGGCAUUUUAUAUUAACCCCUGGAGUAAAAAUGGACUAAAGAAGAGGAAAUUGACCAACCCUGUUCAGUUGGAUGACUUUGAUGCCUACAUCAAAGAGAUGGCCAAAGAUUCAGAUUACAAAUUUUCUCUACAAUUUGAGGAGUUGAAGUUAAUUGGACUGGAUAUUCCACAUUUUGCUGCUGAUCUUCCACUGAAUAGAUGUAAAAACCGUUACACAAACAUCCUACCAUAUGACUUUAGCCGUGUCAGACUAGUUUCCAUGAAUGAAGAGGAAGGUGCAGACUAUAUCAAUGCCAACUAUAUUCCUGGGUAUAAUUCACCACAGGAGUACAUUGCGACACAGGGACCCCUCCCAGAAACCAGAAAUGAUUUUUGGAAGAUGGUUCUCCAGCAGAAGUCACAGAUUAUUGUCAUGCUCACUCAGUGUAAUGAGAAAAGGAGGGUGAAAUGUGAUCAUUACUGGCCCUUUACUGAAGAACCCAUUGCUUAUGGAGAUAUUACAGUGGAGAUGACCUCUGAAGAAGAACACAGUGAUUGGGCCUAUAGAAGUUUCCGAAUCAUCUACGCUGAUGAGAUGCAAGAUGUCAUGCAUUUUAACUAUACUGCCUGGCCUGACCAUGGUGUGCCCACUACAAAUGCUGCAGAAAGCAUCAUGCAGUUUGUACAGAUGGUCCGACAGCACUCCACAAAGAGCAGAGGCCCCAUGAUCAUACACUGCAGUGCCGGCGUGGGACGGACAGGAACAUUCAUAGCCCUGGAUCGACUGCUACAGCAUGUUUGUGAUCAUGAAUAUGUUGACAUACUGGGUCUGGUGUCAGACAUGAGGUCAUACAGAAUGUCCAUGGUGCAGACAGAGGAACAGUACAUUUUUAUCCAUCAGUGUGUACAACUGAUGUGGAUGAAGAAAAAGAGACAAUUCUGCAUCAGUGAUGUGAUAUAUGAGAAUGUUAGCAAGUCCUAGUUAAGGAUACUGAGCAGAGAGAAUAUGAAGUACACCCACCUUCCCUUGCUUCAGAAUUAUUGGGGAUGGGAAGGACCUACUAGCCAUUUUGCCAAGGAAGGUCCCUGCUUUGCAGUAUGUGGCCAAUAAAGAAGAUAUAUUUUAUCUUGUAGAUACACUGGGAAGACUUAGCCUUAAAGAGCCUACAGUGUCUUUUGGACUGCUUAUUUCUGGACAUUUAAAAUAUUGGACCAAAUUCAACCAAACAUGAUAAAGGAUGAGAUGCUCUACAGAGGACAGAAAGUAUGCCACUCCUGAAGAGUUUGGUUUAUCUUUUGCUGGUUGGACUUAGUUAAAGCAAGUACAAUAUAUACAUAUACAUAUAUAUAUAUAUAUUUUUUGGUGACUAUCUCAGAAAGAAAAGUUGCUUUCACUAUGUGUCACUAGUCUGUUAUUAGCAUCUAAUAACUCUUCAUUAUUAAAGAGAGAGGCAUGAAUAUACAUCAAGUAAUUGCAAUUCUGCACAAGGAAAUAGAAAUAUUGAUGUUAUUGCUUACCCUGGCAUUAAGGUACUGUACCAGGUUAAGGGUGGAGAGGAUAGGGGCAAGAAAGCAGGGAUGCUUAUACCAGUGGAUUUUUUUUCCUGUUCCAAAUAUAAAAGCUGUAAUACAGCUCUGAUGUAGAAUAGAAAAGAAAAUAUUGUCUUAAUUGUUCUAGUUGUUGAUGGGUUGUUUUUUUGUUCAUAAUUAACAGUAGGAUAUUUCAUCCUUGACCCUUUGAGACUUAUAUUACCAUCUAGCUUUGUUUUCAGUGAAUCUGGUCUGGGUUCAGAAGAGUUUACAGUCUGAUUAUCUUUAGGCUCUAUUGAUAUAGUGUUUAGCUGUCCAAGCAAUUUUUGGUGCCACAACCUAUCAUUCCUUUUAUGUUAAAUGGCAUACAGGUAAAAGCUCUUUCAUUUGGAAACUGUGUGCCAUAAAGAUACACCUUCAGCCACCUGAAGGGCUGGGAAUUCAUAAAGCUAUGAAAAGGAGUUGCAGUAUGCUAGGAGAAUUGCCUGCCUAUAUUUUGGGUAUCCUGUCAGACAGUCAAUAUGGGUCCCAGCAGGAGUUUUCAUUUACUCUUGGGUUGUCAAUUUCAUUUAUUUUCAAUAUAAUUAGUAAUAUUUUAUGAUUUGAGCAUUGUGUAAUGACAUUAUGGAACUGAGUAUUGUGACAAGAAUGCUGUCAACAUGGACAAUGAUGGCAUUGAGAAGACUGUUUCUUUGUGUCCCUGGAAUACUCAUUUGUAUAAAAGGUGAUGUUACUGAGAGUACAAGGAAAACAUUUCGAAUUCCAAGUAAACAUCCACCAACUGUUCACUGCCACAAUAUUGCUGUUGUUGACAGAAUGGAAGGUUCCUCCCUAGAUAUUUUGCAAUUUUUACUUUAUUAUUAAAGUAUGUUUUCCCUAGAAGCUUCUUUAGAAACCUCCACAGCUUCUUUUGAGUUAGUGUGUAUGGGAUGGUUUGAUUUUUUGGCAACCUUAGCAAUUGCGAAGGAUGUUAAGCAAAUAGCGUUGAUACCAAGGCCUCACUGCUGAGAGGGUUUAGCCAAAGAACUUGGCAAAGUUUCCCAUGAGGCACAGACCUUGUAUUUCAGUUCUUACUUUGACAAGUCUAUGGCCAAAGAUUCAUUCUCCUUGGACAGGUCAAUAUAACAUGAAUUAUGACUCAAGAGAGGAUACUCUUUGCUUUUUCCCAUUGCUGUUUCUCAUUCUUGUUAAGUUUGACACAACUGCUCAGUAUUGGAAUAAUUUCUUCACUUUAAAAAAACCAACACAGCAUGGGGGGGGGGUAUUAUCAGCCAUAGCGUGAUAUUAAUAGGCUUCUACAGAGGAGUCAGACCAUUGAUGAAAACUACAGCUGAGGAGUUGUAUGGUUAAGAAUAGAAUUUUUUUCAAAAUUGUCACCCCAAAUCUAGCAAGCUUUUAAAAAUAUAUAAUAGCAUUUCACUCUGGACAGUCUCUGGAAAACAAGAACUUCAAAAACAUUUCAUUAAUCUCUUCAACACCUCCACAAGGAAGGGAUUGAGUAUCACUUUGUGAUAGGUGGGAAGAAGGAACAUGAAAAUAUGGUUAGGUUUUUUUUUCCCUUGAUAAGGUUAAUAUUACAAAGCAAAUGACAGAAUCAUGGAAUAUAAGCAGGGAGUAACCAAGAGGUCAUCAUCAUUUAUCUGAACAAAUAUUAACUCUACAACAGGUUGGCAAGUGGUCAUCCAGCUCUUCCCCAAAACUUCUAAUUAGUGAGUUUCACUACCUCCCAAGGCAAGACAAGCCACUCUACCCCCCUGGACAAUUCCAAUUGUUAGGAAGUAUUUCCCCAAAAUAAAGAAAAAUAGCUUCUUGUAACAUUAAAAAUAAUAGUAGCUGGCAUUAUAUCGCACUUUAAAUUUUCCUAAGCACUUAGCAAGCAUUGUCCCAUUUGGUCUUCCCAAUAACUUUAUGAAGAAGAUACUACGGGUAUUAUUCUCUCCAUUUUACAGAUUAAAAAAAAAAAAACACUGAGGCUCAGAGAGGUUAAAUGCCUUUCCCAUAGUCACACAGCUAAGUAAAUGUCAGAGGCAGAAUUUAAAUCCAGUUCUGUCCAGUGUCAAGUUCACUACUCUAUCCACUAAGCUCUGAGUUUUUUGCUUGGAAGCCAAGCUGAAUAAAUCUCUUUCCUCUUACACAGGGCAACACUUCAAAAACUUGAGAACAGAUGUAUUCCAUCUAAGUCUUCUCCAGGCUCAACAUGCCCAGAUCCUUGUAUAGCAUGACAUCAAAGCCUUUCACAGUCCUCACCUCCCUAAAAUGUAGCACCCAGAACUGAACACAGUACCCCGGAUGUGAUUUGACAAAGGGACGUCAGCACAGACGUCAACUCCCAGGACACCAUAUUUCUCUUUAUGUAACUUAAUAUCAUAGUUGGUUGCUAUAUCAUGCUGUUGAGCAUGUAGCCCACUAAAGUCCCCAGAUGUUUUUAGAUCAUCUGCAAUCCAGCUAUACCUCCCUUAUUGUGUUUUGAGGAAAUUGAUUUACUAUAUCCAAGUGUAAAGAAUACAAGAAGGGGGGGCAGAGGAGCACAAAGAGAAAAAGAAUUUGAGCUUCAGCAGGAGAUGAUUUCAAGGAGGAAGGAGGAGGAGGAGGAGGGAUAGGAGCCAAGACAUUGAACCAAACAGAUACUCAAUUCUAAAUUCUUGGAAUGUGGACGACAAGGCAGAAAUCAUCUAUUUUAAUAUUCCUUCUAAGAAUUAAAUACUAGAAAAUUCAAUAUUCAGAAUCAUAUUCCUUCUGAGAACCAUACUCCCCAAGACGAUCUUGAAAAGCUUGGAAAAGAGGAUAAAGAUGACUCAGAGCUCCAGACAUCCUGCAGUUUUGUCCCAGAUCAUUUUGGGAAGGGUUCUGGAAAUACUGUACCUAAUAGUUGUGAUUUAGAACCAAUGGUUAUUCUGCUAACUUGUCAAUUACCUAUUCAUCAUCAUAUCAUGUAAUGGAAAGAACAUUGGAGUAUAUUUUAGGAAAUUUGAAUCCUAACUCUGGCAAAGAAACUUAUGACCUUUGGUAAAUCAAUAAACCUUUCUGCUCCUUGGUUUCCUAAUUCUUUAUGUAGGAAUAUUAAUGCUUUUUCCACCUACCUCACAGAGUCAUUGUGAGGAUUAAAUAAUACAAAUCUAAAAGUGCUUUGAAAAAUAAUAUAAAAAUUUUGUGGGGAAAAAGUGACUCCAUUAUUCCUAUCCUUUAAGCCAGAGAUCUUUUUCUGAGAAUAUACUCCAAGGGAGAGAGGGUAGAGAAUCAGCUUCAAGAGCUGCCAAGACCUAGACCCAAGUCCUGCCUCUGACAUAUUAGCUAUGUGAUACUGGACAAAUCACUUAAAUUCUCCAUGUUCUAGGCAACUUUUAAGACCUUAAGUUGCGAGAAGGUGCCACUUUGCAUAGGUAAAGUGGGAUUUCCUUAUCCAGGAGUUCCCUAUACCAGUAAAAUCACAGAUCUUGCCCCUAUCCCUAUACUCCAAAGAAGACAGAGAUAAGAAAGGUCCCAUGUACACCAAAAUAUUAAGAGCAGAACUUUUUUUUUUUUUUUGGAAAAGACAUGGAAACAAAUACCCAUCAAUUGAGAUAAGCUAAAUUACAUUUCAGUCUAUGAAUGGAAUGGAAUGGAAUGGAAUAUGAUUGUACUUUAACAGAUGAUGAAUGUGAGGAAUUCAAAGAAACAUGGGAAGACUUGUAUGAACUGCUACAGAGUAAAGUAAGCAGAACCAGGAAAGCAACAUACACAAUGACUACAACAAUAUAAACAAAAAGAAAAAUAACAUAAAAAAUAGCAUUGUCAUUAUAAUGGCCAGUCUUGGCCCUGGAGAGUUGUGAGAAUUUGGGUAUGGAAUGUUAUCAACAUUGUCAGAUAUGGUCAAUGUGUCAGUUGGUUUUGCUUAAUGCUUUUAAAAAAUUUGUUACCAGGGAAGAU